Carcharodon carcharias (great white shark) is the source of this 1564-nucleotide messenger RNA. RefSeq names its product NME/NM23 family member 7 (gene nme7). NCBI's taxonomy places the organism in Eukaryota, Metazoa, Chordata, Chondrichthyes, Lamniformes, Lamnidae. Gene Ontology annotation, molecular function: nucleoside diphosphate kinase activity; ATP binding. Gene Ontology annotation, cellular component: centrosome. The coding region runs from base 151 to 1362 and encodes 403 amino acids. The transcript has 12 exons. Gene Ontology annotation, biological process: GTP biosynthetic process; CTP biosynthetic process; UTP biosynthetic process. The record is from RefSeq and is a predicted model, not a curated record.
AAACGUAUUGCUUUGCUUUAAGUUUAAAAAAAAAAGACCUUGGAUUGAAAGUCGUGUGCGCGCCGUUGCUAUGGGACCUUCAGUUCAACAGAGUGGAGCCGGGAGGAAGCAGCCGCUUUGACUCUGAUUGAGGAAAAAGACACAGACAAUAUGGAUCACAAAGAACAAUUUUCGUUCAUAGCUGAAUGGUAUGAUGCAAGUGCUAGUCUAAUUCGGCGUUACAUAUUUCUGUUUCAUCCAAAAGAUGGAUCUAUUGAAAUGAAUGAAGCAGUUUACAAAUCAACUGAACAAUACCUGGUCUGCUUUCCAAGAUAUGAAAACAAUUCAUGUGUUUCAGUAACAGAGAACCAGUCCAGAUCACAAGGGAGUGUCAUUGUUACAUUCCUGGAUCCCACAACUGCACAAUAUGACAUAAAGAACCACCGUACCUUUCUGAAACGGACUAAAUAUGAACAAUUGCGGCCAGAAGACUUGUUCAUUGGCAGCAUAAUUACUGUGUAUGCUCGUCAACUCCAUUUGGUAGGCUACGGAGACCAAUACACAGCUCUCAAACUGGGAAGUAAGAAACAAAAGACCCUAGGUGUAUUAAGGUCAAGUUCUGACCUUAAAUUUGGGAAAUUGAUUGACCAGCUCUACAGUUCAGGGCUCGUAAUAUCCAAGGCAAAAAUGACUGACCUAACAAGUGAUCUUCUUCAGUAUUUAACUUGUGGUCCUGCUGUUGCACUGGAAAUUUUGGGAGAUGAGGCUGUGUCUGCUUGGAAGAAGCUAAUCGGCGCUCCAAAUUCAAGGAGAGGAGAAAAUGAAACCAAUGUACGGGCAUUUUAUGGAAUCGACAACAGCAAUAAUGCUUAUGGCUCUGAAUGUGCUGCGGCUGCAGCUCGGGAGCUAGAGAUUUUUUUCCCGUUGCAUGGUAAAGGGCCAUCAAAUACGGCAAAAUGUUUUGAUUGCACCUUAUGCAUUAUCAAACCUCAUGCUAUUGCUGAAGGUCUGCUUGGAAAGAUUUUGGAUGCCAUUGAAGAAUGGGGAUUUAAAUUUACUGCAUUUCAAUUGUUCAAUGUAGAACGAGCCAAUGCAGAAGAGUUCUUUGAAGUAUACAAAGGAGUUGUUUCUGAAUACAAUGGUAUGGUAAAUGAACUCUCUUCAGGCCCUUGUCUUGCCCUUGAAUUCCAAGGAAAGGAUAUUCAGAAGUCAUUUAGAGAAUGCUGUGGACCAUCAGACCCUGAAAUUGCUCGCCAUCUACGGCCUCGCAGUUUGCGCGGCCUUUUUGGAAAAAACAAAGUUCAGAAUGCGAUUCAUUGCACUGACCUCCCUGAAGAUGGAGUUCUGGAGGUGGAGUAUUUUUUCAAGAUCUUGAACAGCUGAAAAGUGGCCUGAAUAUCAGUGCGAGUUUUUCAUUUCAAGAAAUAAGUUUCAAAACAAUAGGUUCAUGAGUUUUAUUUUUUGAUGCUUUAAAUCAGGUGGAGUACUGUUCUCCCAACAAGUUUACAGAUGUUACAUUGCAUUUGCAUUUUACACCAUGAACACCAUUCUACUGCAUUGGUUUAAAAUAAAGAUUAUGAUUUUA